GCCCAGAACGCGCUCCUCCAUCGCUCCCAGUUUCGGUUUUAUUUUGUUUACUUUUUUUCACUCGUUUUUUUUUUAUAUAUAUUUUGUGACCGUGAUCCUGACGACCAGGAUGAGCUAAAAUGCUAACCGUGCUAAAUACAUUAAGCCUGCUGCUGCUUCUUAUGGCUUUGGUAAGGAGCUACGGCAGCAGGAACAUCAUCAGAGUGCGAGCCAGCGGCUUUAUGCCCUACGAAUCGGAUCUUUUGCUGCCCCUGGGCAUACUCCGGCAGCUCCAGUCGCAGGAUCGCUCGUCGCGCUACCAAAGACCGGCACCGAUUCUCAAGCCCCGGGUGAAGCCACAAAUCCGCCUGGAACGGGCCCAUCCCCUGAGAGAGGCCAAGGGCGUUCAGCUGUACAAUCUUAUCGAUGAUGAUGGCGAGCUUCUGCUGAAUCUAAAGGUGCACCAGGAUCAAAAGGGCACUGGCAGUGGCAGUGGUAGUGGGAGUUAUCAGGAAGCAGUUACCAAAGAGAAGAGCAAGUACCAGAGCAAGUUCCAGGACUACGACUCACCCUGGCUGCCCUCCAAGUGGCGGCCCACCAGCGAGUUUCCACUGGGGGUCACCUCUUCCUCGCCACGACCUCUGCCGCUGCAUCAGUAUCUUGGCCAGAGUAACCAGAUAGCCGAGCGGAAUGCGGUCAAGAGGAGGCGCAUGGAUAUGAUGUGGCCACACAAGUGAAGUGAAUUGUUUAAUGAUUUAAAAAUAAAUAUAAAUGUUGAAUUUAUAUACAUAAAUUCUAAAAGAG
This is a messenger RNA of Drosophila kikkawai, 783 nucleotides long. RefSeq lists its product as uncharacterized. NCBI's taxonomy places the organism in Eukaryota, Metazoa, Arthropoda, Insecta, Diptera, Drosophilidae. The record is from RefSeq and is a predicted model, not a curated record.